AUGCUUCCCGGGCGCUGGGGGCGGCUGGUGACUUCCCAGCUGCUCCUGGUGCUAGUGCAUCUCCCGCAGACUCCCAGCCACCGAGCUACGGGACCCCGGUUUCUGAUAAGUGAUCGUGACCCUCAGUGUAACCUUCACUGUUCCCGGUCUCAGCCCAAGCCACUCUGUGCUUCAGAUGGCAGGACUUAUGAGUCAAUGUGUGACUACCAGAGAGCCAAGUGCAGAGAUGCAGCCUUGGGAGUGGUACAUCGAGGCAGGUGUAAAGAUGCUGGCCAAAGCAAGUGUCGCCAAGAAAGGGCUCAAGCACUGGAGCAAGCCAAGAAACCCCAGGAGGCCGUGUUUGUACCUGAAUGCAAUGAGGAUGGCUCUUUCACACAGGUGCAGUGUCAUACAUAUACUGGAUACUGCUGGUGUGUCACCACUGAUGGAAAGCCUAUCAGUGGCUCUUCUGUGCAGAACAAAACUCCUGUAUGUUCAGGUUCAGUCACAGAUAAGCCCUCAGGCCAUGGUAACUCGGGAAGGAAAGUCUCUUUUCGUUUCUUUUUAACCCUCAAUUCAGAUGAUGGGUCUAAGCCGACACCAACGAUGGAGACACAGCUGGUAUUUGAUGGAGAUGAAAUCACAGCCCCCACUCUAUGGAUUAAGCACUUGGUAAUCAAAGAUUCCAAACUAAACAACUCUAAUGUAAGAAAUUCAGAGAAAGUCCAUUCAUGUGACCAGGAAAGACAGAGUGCACUAGAAGAAGCUCGUCAGAACCCCCGGGAGGGCAUCGUUAUCCCAGAAUGUGCCCCUGGAGGGCUCUACAAGCCAGUACAGUGCCACCAGUCCACUGGCUAUUGUUGGUGUGUCCUAGUUGACACAGGACGCCCACUUCCUGGGACUUCCACUAGGUAUGAGACUCCUAUAUGUGAGAGUGAUGCCAGGUCAAAGAGUUCAGAGGUAGAUGAUCCAUUUAAGGAGAGAGAACUACCAGGCUGUCCAGAAGGAAAGAAAAUGGAAUUUAUUACCAGCUUGCUAGAUGCCCUCACCACAGACAUGGUUCAGGCCAUUAAUUCCGCAGCACCCACUGGAGGUGGGAGGUUCUCUGAGCCAGAUCCAAGUCACACUCUGGAAGAGCGUGUGGUACACUGGUACUUUAGCCAACUGGAUAAUAAUGGCAGCAACGACAUCAGCAAGAGGGAGAUGAAGCCCUUCAAAAGAUAUGUGAAGAAGAAGGCCAAGCCCAAGAAAUGUGCCCGGCGUUUUACAGACUACUGUGACCUGAACAAGGACAAAUCUAUCUCACUACAAGAGCUAAAAGGCUGCCUGGGAGUGAGAAAGGAAGGAGGUAGCAGCAUGGGUACCUUUCCUCAUGGAAAAAGACAAGGCAUUAACCCAUUCAUAGGAAGACUGGUCUAAGAGAAGGGCAGAUGGAGAGUUCAUGAAGAGAGAAUGGAUCAUCAGAGACCUUUGACCCUGACCAGUCACAUCCUGCCUAACAGGAGAGGUGCCCAAAAUGUUUGCACUUUUAAAUCAUUCUCUCAUUUGUGUG
This is a messenger RNA of Gracilinanus agilis (Agile Gracile Mouse Opossum), 1531 nucleotides long. It is a transcript of the gene SMOC1, whose product is annotated as SPARC related modular calcium binding 1. Gene Ontology annotation, molecular function: extracellular matrix binding; protein binding; heparin binding. Gene Ontology annotation, biological process: extracellular matrix organization. Gene Ontology annotation, cellular component: basement membrane. The transcript has 13 exons. The record is from RefSeq and is a predicted model, not a curated record. NCBI's taxonomy places the organism in Eukaryota, Metazoa, Chordata, Mammalia, Didelphimorphia, Didelphidae. The coding region runs from base 1 to 1398 and encodes 465 amino acids.